Pieris brassicae (large cabbage white) is the source of this 2808-nucleotide messenger RNA. RefSeq lists its product as uncharacterized. Lineage: Eukaryota; Metazoa; Arthropoda; Insecta; Lepidoptera; Pieridae. The transcript has 14 exons. Bases 1 to 2808 code for a protein of 935 amino acids. The record is from RefSeq and is a predicted model, not a curated record.
AUGUAUAGUUUAGUAAACUCAAACUAUAACCGCACUUACAAUCCAAACGGCAAACAAAAUGCUUUGUCUGACUUAAAAAGACUGCUCACAUCCAGAGACAUAAACGCUCAAAGUAAAGCUUGUAGUUAUUUGAUAGAAGUUCUAAGCCGAUAUGAGAAAAAUUCCGAGGACAGAAUUCAUUUAGUGCAAUAUUUGCUCGAUAAUGACAUAACAGUUUUCUUGUCUGAAGUAACUUGUAAUUUGGAUAUUAAUUUAUUAAGGUCUGUCUUGCAAUGCUUACGACUCGUCUCGUCUAUGCCAAGUUUCUUUAGCGAGGACCAUGCACCUCACGCUAUGUCUGCUGUCUUGCGUGCUAUGAACCACUUUCUUGCAACCAAUCUAAACGCAGUGGAAUCUUGCUUACAUUUCCUUUGUGAUUUAUUAAACGGGAUUAGAGCAAACAAAACAACAUCACCCCUUACCCACCAAAGCGCUUACAGCACUGAUCAGUUGCUCGCUACAUUCAGCACUUUAGCUACUCGUAUUAACGUUAUAGCUGAUGGCAAAAGUAUUUUAUCUUGCGCUUUAGUGCUUCAAGAGCUGAUUUCCUAUCAGCCCGACGAUCUAACUAUACCGAGUAGUAUAGCCAAGUAUUUAGUAGAUGUGGUAAAGAAAUGGUUGGAGUUAUUAUUGGCUGGGUUGAAUCAUAUUGCGUUAGAUGGUAAGGCGGACGAACUUGGAAUGCUCUUCGUCGUUACAUGCCAAAUAGGGAUGGAUUGUUUAGGACUAGUAAAUAUUUUCGAGCAAGCGAAACCUCCAACGGCAUUCGUUACCAAAAUCCUUGCGGAUAAUCAAGAGAUUGAUAAUUUAAAAGAUUGCUCAAAAUUUAUGAAACUUCACAUACAUCGAACGCUCAAUGAGAUGGUGAUAUUUGUUAAGGAUAACAUACAAGAUUUAGCAACUGAGGUAUACAGUACAUUCAUCAAAUUGGUUUUAAAAUUUUACCAAAAAAUAGACUCCGAAACGUUGUUCGAUUUUAGCGAACUUUUGCUAUCCAAGGGGUACUUGGCCAUACUACCUCAAGUACAAAUACUAAGAAACGAUAUAACAGUGCGAAAAGUAAGCACAUUGGUACUUGGUGAAUUACUUAAAGUUCUCGCUGAGAAAUAUUUAUACGUGCAAGAAACAAACUGUAAGGAAAUAUGUUCUAAGGAAAUUCAUAUGGGUCUGAUUGAACUUCAAAAUGGAUUAGAAAAACCGCAAAGUAUCGGACUACAGCUGCAAAAGAAUCACCCUUAUACAUUAUUGAUUUACAUUUACUUUUACUGCCAGUCCACGGAGAACCCAGAAUCAGCUACCGCUCCUUUACUCCCGAAUCUAGUGCAAUAUAUUUUACGUUUACCGAAUACGUUCAAGCCUCCGUCCUACAUAAUAAAGGCUCUUUGGCUAGUUUUUGCCAUGUCGACUAUAUCGAACGGUUCUUUAGAGUCGUUAGACCAAAGAGUCUACUUGGAGAAGGCAUCAGAUCGUCUAGUGUCCAUGUUACAGCCGGAGCCAGCUGCGUUUUAUACCCAUAACCCAGCUAUUUUAUUCUGGGCUUUCACGUCGUUACGGAGUCCGCAGAAUAUAAGAUUUGUUGUGUUUUGCCAAUGGCUUAAAACUGAAACAACAUUACCUGAAGAGAUAGCUAAGGAACCGUUAGUAUGGGAAUUACUCUUAGAUGUAAUUUUACAAUCGAAGGAUGCCAAUAUCGUAGCGAAUUGUAUGAAAGCCCUCUCCAAUUGUAUGGAGAACGGUGAUAAUGAGUUAAAAGAGGAAUUUGGUGGAAUAAUAUGGGCUAUGUUACCGAAAGUAUUGUCUAAAACUUUAAUUGACUGUGAAAAUGAAAUUGACACAAACAUAUGUCACAUACUGGACGUAGCAAUAAGUGUACCUCCAGCCGAGUUAGACCAAAGUAUAUGUUACAAAACAGCUGUACUAAUCACCUCGCUAUAUUCUAAAACAAUAUCUGAAGCGAUUGAAUAUGAAACAAAAUGUCAAUACAACUACGUUUGCUUGAACGUAAGUUUACUGCUUUUGAAGUUUUCCUGUGACAAGAGUGAAUCAAAAGUGAUCCUCACAUUCACAAAUAAGCCAGUGUUUUUGACAAAUGUAAUAGCAUCAACAAGUAGUGCGGACGAAGAAGUCGCCUGCGCAGCUUUACGACUACUUUCAUACCUGGUCCAUUACUACCACAAGAAUAACUACCAACCAAAAUCCUAUCUUCAAAUAAAAACAGAUUUCAUUGUAAGAUCUCUCCGCUUGGACAACUCUAAUGAGCAUACAAUCACCCUACACCAAUUUAUACAUACAGUACUGGCUUCCGGUUUUAACACCCCUAUUAUACUCACUACUCCUGCACAGGACCAACAAUACGAUGCGUUUAGGGCUUUGAUGUUUAGAGUUCAAAUUACUUUAUGUAAUACGGAUUCCAAGAAUAGCACAUCAACUGGAUGGACAACACUUAGCACUAUAUUCCGUCACGCUAUAGUUUACAAAAAUGAUCCCGACUUAGUUGCUAUACUAACUUCCCAACCAUGGAUAUUUACGCUUAUAAGAUUUCAAGUUGCCCAAGAAAUUACAUUGGAGUUUAUUAAUUUUCUUAAAAACUGGUUGAACCUAUUUCAAAUUGCAAUUAAAAAGGGUAAAGAAGAAAGAAAGUGUCGUUUAUCGAAUUAUGGUCUAGUUCCUCGUACUAUGGCGUUGUUGAAAAAGUCGUUAGGCGAAGAUUACUCCGAAACAUCGAAGGUAGUUGAAGAUAUUUUGGAAGAAUGUUUUAAUAGAAAGUAA